This is a messenger RNA of Arctia plantaginis, 735 nucleotides long. Lineage: Eukaryota; Metazoa; Arthropoda; Insecta; Lepidoptera; Erebidae. The record is from the annotation of a GenBank genome assembly.
AUGAAUCCCUAUCAGCAAGGCCAAUCAGGAUACCCGCAACAGCCAUACUAUCAUAAUAUCGGAUUUACCAACACAGCCCCACAAUCUUUUGGGAAUCCAACGCCAAUGCCCGGCUUCCCAACAAUGGGAUAUCCACCAGCACAAGGUGGAGCACCGGGAUACCCUCAGGUACCUCAAGGUUAUCCCCAACAAAGUACAGGAUUUCCAAGUCACCAAACUAAUCAGGGUUAUCCUCAAGCAAAUAGUGCUCACAGACCUUCCCAGGGCUACUCACAGCCUGGGUAUCCACAAUCUGCUCAAACAGGGUAUCCCUCUGCUCAAACUGGAUACCCCUCUGCUCAAAGGGGUUUUCCCCCUGCUCAAACAGGGUAUCCACAACACACACAGCCUGGUUACCCGCAAGCCAGUCAGCAACCAACUAACCAAUACCAAGGGCAUCUGCCGCAUAGUCAGUCACAUAUGCAUAGUCAGCAAGCUUACAGUGUGACCGGAUCGGUGUCUGAAACACCGAAGUCGAAACCUACUGUAGUACCCGCCAACCCGUUCGAUCCACGCGAGGAUGCUGCAGUUCUCCGCAAGGCAAUGAAGGGCUUUGGCACAGACGAAAAGGCCAUCAUCCAUGUGCUUUCAAGACGCACGAAUGAGCAACGUCUGCGGAUCGCUUUUGAGUUUAAAACUUUAUAUGGAAAGGAUCUUGUGUCAGACUUGAAGAGUGAAACCAGCGGCAAGUUUUGA